ACCGGUAUUCCAAACCCUCGUGGCAAAAAAUUAUGGAUGACUGAAUGAAUACAUUGUUUGUGUUCAGAAAUUUAUUUCCCAGAACGUUAUUUUGUGCCAGAAAACUAACCCAGGGACGGAGCUGCCUCCCAAAAUUUUACAGUCCUAUCUGCCGUGUUCCUGAUUCGUCUUUCUUCAGUUUCAAAAACGAUUUUAAAUCAAGACUCUUCGUAGGAAUACAGAAGAUGUCUAAUGCUAGUGGAGAAAAUUCAAGCCUUUUAGACAAUUUACGGAAAUCAGUGAAGGAACAGGGUGACUUGGUAAGGAAGCUUAAAUCAGAAAAUGCUCCAGCACCUGAUAUUGAGGUGGCCAUUAAAGAGCUGAAAGUCAGGAAGAAAGCUCUUGAGAACAAGGAGAAAGAACUAGCACCAAAACAAGAGAAAUUUGACAGAGCAAAAUUAGAGGAUUUAUUGAAGAGACGAUUCUUUUUUGUUCCUUCCUUCGAAAUUUAUGGAGGCGUCGCUGGUCUUUAUGACUAUGGACCGUCUGGUUGUGCCAUGGAGGCCAACAUGAUCAACAUAUGGAAAUCACACUUUGUUUUGGAAGAACAAAUGUUAGAAAUCAGAGCUUCACUUCUUACACCUCAUCAAGUUCUGAAAGCAUCUGGUCAUGUAGACAGAUUUGCUGAUUUUAUGGUCAAGGAUGUCAAGACUGGCGACUGUUACAGAGCUGAUCAUCUUUUAGAAGGUCACCUUGAAAAGCUAUUAGCUGAUAAGAAACUGGAUGAAGGAAAAAGGAAGGAAUUUGAAAGUGUUAUUGGGCAGAUUGACAACUAUGGAAUGACAGAACUUGGCGAACUGCUACAAAAGUACAAUGCCAAGUCUCCAGUGACAGGAAAUGACUUGACUGACCCUGUGGAGUUCAAUUUGAUGUUUACAACUUCAAUUGGUCCCAGUGGGCUCAUUCCUGGUUACCUUAGACCAGAAACAGCUCAGGGGAUCUUUGUUAACUUCAAGCGGCUUUUGGAAGUUAAUAACGGAAGGCUACCAUUUGCUGCUGCUCAAAUUGGACCUGCCUUUAGGAAUGAGAUCUCACCUCGAGCAGGACUAUUAAGAGUAAGAGAAUUUACUCUUGCUGAAAUUGAACACUUUGUUGAUCCAUGUGACAAAAACCAUCCCAAGUUUGAGAAUGUGAGUUCUCAAAAAGUCACACUGUAUCCAUCAGAGAAUCAGAUUGAAGGGAAACCCACUGUGAAUAUCAGUUUAGGGGAUGCAGUCAAUCAGAAAAUUGUUAGUUCCCAGACCAUGGGGUACUUUCUUGGCCGAGUGUACCUGUUCCUCUUGAAGGUUGGGGCCGACCCUAGCAAGAUUCGCUUCAGACAACACAUGUUCAAUGAGAUGGCGCAUUAUGCAUGUGACUGCUGGGAUGCAGAACUCCUCACCUCCUAUGGCUGGAUAGAGUGUGUAGGAUGUGCUGACAGGGCCUGCUAUGACCUGUCAGUUCACACGAAAGCGGCCGGUGAAAAGCUUGUUGCUCAAGCUGAUCUUGCACAGCCUGAAAUGAUCGACGUGGUUGAGAUAGUUCCAGAGAAACCAGCCAUAGGGAAAGCAUUUAAAAAGGAAGGAAAAAUUGUAAUGGAUUAUCUGGCUCAGAUGGACAAAGAUAGUAUCAAGGAAUUUGAGGACAAACUCAAUGGAAAUGGUGAGGUGAGCAUAACAGUAGACAACAAAGAAUUCAACAUUCAAAAGGGCAUGAUCAGAGAAAUCAAGCGAUACCAGAAAGAAGUUCACGUUCGUGACGUAGAACCCCACGUGAUUGAGCCAUCUUUUGGAGUUGGUAGAAUUAUGUACGCUGUCCUUGAACACAACUUUAAAAUCCGAGAAGGAGACGAGCAAAGAACGUGGCUAUCUCUUCCUCCUGCUGUGGCUCCUGUCAAGUGCUCUGUGUUACCGCUAAGCAAAAACAAAGAAUUUGAUCAAUUUGUCAAGAAACUCUCCGAGUCACUGACAGAGCUGGAUAUUUCUCACAAAGUGGAUGACUCUAGUGGUUCUAUUGGCCGGCGUUAUGCGCGUACCGACGAGAUUGCCAUCCCCUUCGGUAUCACCGUGGAUUUUGAUACUGUCAACAAGGAACCCCACAGCGCCACUCUGAGAGAAAGAAACUCCACUCGCCAAAUACGCGCCCAGAUCGACGAGCUUCCCGCUAUCGUCAGCAGUCUUGUCCGCGGCAAAGUCACGUGGCCAGAAAUUGAGGCUAAAUAUGGUCUGUUCGAAGGACAGGAGACUGGCGCGAAGUAGACUACUCAGGUGGUCUACCAAAACCUGCAAAUAAAAUGAAUUUUAGUCGAGGGAAAUAUAUUCACAUCGGACAUUCGGCAGGUCCUCGCUCGGAACCCGGAGAGUUGCCGAUAGCUACCAAACUUUUUACUUCGGCUUUAAUUGUCCACUGGUCUAGUUGCUAAGCAACCUCCUGAUAACUGCGAGCUCAGCCAGGUAUAUUUCUCUCGACUGACAUAGACACAACUGAGCUACGCAAUGAGAAAAUAAACACUUAUUCAAUCGAA
This is a messenger RNA of Orbicella faveolata, 2542 nucleotides long. Its product is annotated as glycine--tRNA ligase-like. Gene Ontology annotation, cellular component: mitochondrion; cytoplasm. Gene Ontology annotation, molecular function: ATP binding; glycine-tRNA ligase activity. NCBI's taxonomy places the organism in Eukaryota, Metazoa, Cnidaria, Anthozoa, Scleractinia, Merulinidae. Gene Ontology annotation, biological process: mitochondrial glycyl-tRNA aminoacylation. The record is from RefSeq and is a predicted model, not a curated record.